Molecule: messenger RNA, 1266 nt
Organism: Ostreobium quekettii
Lineage: Eukaryota; Viridiplantae; Chlorophyta; Ulvophyceae; Bryopsidales; Ostreobiaceae
Source: the annotation of a GenBank genome assembly
AUGGCUCCAGCGACACCGUUCAGUUGUUCGAAGCAGAUCGCGGUGGCGGGCGGGCAUGCUCGGUUGGUGCGACCUCCGGCGUGCGUUUUGCCGCGGUUGCGGCAACGGCGGCCGACGAGGAUCUUCGCCGCAAGCGGCAACACGGCCACGGCCGACAGCAAGGCCAACCUGCGCAACCUGACGUACGAUCUGUCUGAGGCUUCUGCAAGCAAUGGCGAAUCGCAGACAAAGCCCAUCAAAGUUGCGGUGUCUGGUGCUGCAGGGCAAAUCUCUAAUCACCUUCUCUUCAUGCUGGCAUCUGGUCAAGUGUUUGGACCAAAUGCACCAAUCAUACUGCAGCUGCUGGGCAGCGAGCGAUCAAUCAAUGCCAUUGAAGGCGUCUCCAUGGAGCUCGAAGACUCGCUGUACCCUUUGCUGCGGGAGAUCAAGAUGGGCAUUGACCCCAUUGAGGUGUUUGAAGAUGCUGACUGGGCACUUCUUAUUGGUGCGAAACCCCGUUCGAAGGGCAUGGAGCGUGCUGACCUGCUCGACGUGAAUGGCAGAGUGUUUGCUGAACAGGGGCGCGCUUUGAAUGAGGUGGCAAGCAGAGAUGUCAAAGUUGUGGUGGUUGGCAACCCAUGCAACACCAACGCAUUGAUUGCGAUGGAGAAUGCACCCGACCUCCCACCCAAGAAUUUCUCUGCACUCACUCGGCUUGACCAGAACAGGGCAAGGUUUCAGCUUGCAGUGAAGGCUGGCGUUCCAUUUGACAAAGUUUCUCGUGUGGCUGUCUGGGGAAACCACUCCACAACGCAGGUUCCAGACUGGGUCAAUGCCCGCAUUGGCGACACACCGGCCUCGAAAGUGAUAGAUGACGAGGCCUGGUUCAAGGAGGAUUUCACUCCAAAAGUUGCAACCCGCGGUGCCAGCGUAAUUCAGAAGUGGGGUCGCUCUUCUGGGGCUUCAACUGCUGGCUCCAUUGCGGAUCACGUGAGAUCAUUGAUUCAGCCCACCCCAGAAGGGGAUUGCUUCUCGAUGGCCAUUAGCACCGACGGAAACCCCUACGGCAUUGCAGAUGGCCUAUUCUAUUCCAUGCCGUGCACGUCCACUGGGAAUGGAGACUACGACAUCGUCCCUGGCUUCGAGGUAGAUGAAUGGCUCAGCAGCAAGAUGAAAGCAUCCGAGGAGGAGCUCAUUCGAGAGAAGGAAUGUGUGGCGCACCUGAUAGGCCUUGAAGGUGCUGCAUGCGCCAUCACUGAGGACACUAUGUUGCCUGGAGAAAAUUGA